Cryptococcus amylolentus CBS 6039 is the source of this 2647-nucleotide messenger RNA. RefSeq lists its product as hypothetical. The record is from RefSeq and is a predicted model, not a curated record. The transcript has 8 exons. NCBI's taxonomy places the organism in Eukaryota, Fungi, Basidiomycota, Tremellomycetes, Tremellales, Cryptococcaceae. The coding region runs from base 64 to 1893 and encodes 609 amino acids.
CUUCUCACUGUCAUCCUGAUUUCCCGUCACAUAUUGGCAGUAUCUCGUACCCCUCCAGCGUAUAUGGGACUCUCCCUAAAUUACGCCCUGACCAUCGCCGUUCUCGGACUCGCCCUCCUCCUUUUCAGCCAUCUGGACGACAGGGCCGACGUUGCCCAGUUCUUUUCUUCGUCAGCUUUUAGCAAGAUGCCCGAGUCAGUCCCACGCCCCGCCACUGGGCCACAGGAUCAGCUGCUCCCUAGCGCCCCCGACGAGCAUUCCCAGAUCGCCCUUCCAUAUGAAGCCCUCAAAUACUACCCUAUAUCCCAUCUUCUCAGCACGUCAACCCCUCUUCCCUCAUUCCCCAUGACGCAUCGCCAUGAAACCACCAUCAACCAGAUCAUCGAUGCUUUGUCGGCUCAUACGGCAGAGGACAGCGUCAGCUUUGUCCUCCCCACACUGAAACACAUUCAGAGAAAGGAUAUAUUGAAGAUUGAGGAUAUCAGGAGCAUCCAUAGUGUUGUGGGGCGCCUGCACGAGUCUCUGGAGUACUUGGAAAACGAGGAAGGUGGAGACCCAGACAAGAUAGACCUGUUCGCUAUGGUGCAAGGGCUCAGUCGGGAUUUGCUUGGUAGCGUCCCUAACCCUCGUCUGACCCAAGUGGUCUAUAUGUAUUACGACGAGCCCCCUCACACAACCACCCCAGACGAUCGUGACAUUACAACCGGUCUUGGCGCGAGCAUUGCGAACGAUGGUCCUCUACCGGACAUACAUCAGGCCAUCCAAAGCCACAUCACCACCAUCCAAUCGAUCAUCAGCUCGUUCACAGGCCACGACUUGUCUACUUCUCCCGAAGCACCCACAACCUCUCCCCCCAUCUCAAUCCCCAUGACAUACAAUUUUCGAUUCAAUUGUCAGCAAAUCAUCAGCCGAUUUGCAGAUCACUCAGACGCUGCCAGCGCCAGGUAUGCUGUUCCCAUUCUCGACUCCAUUCAGCAAAAGGAUGUCUUGAGUUUGGAGGAUGUUGGCGAACUCCAUGGGGUUUUGAGUCGUUUGGAGAGUGAGUAUCGCGACUACAGUGCAAUGCCGGAUGUGGAGACAGAGACAAAGGCCAUGAUAUGGGAAAGGACAAUUCGAGACCUCGGGGGGCCGCUAGAUAAAGGGCAUACUUUCUCCCUGAAUGAGUCUUUGAAAGCCCUGGACUCUCUUGCGACUAUUCUCAGACACCCCACCCUUCUUCCUAUCCUCCAAGCCGCCGCCGCCCUUCCCUCUCAUUCCUUCCCAGAGGCCGACUUUGAGACUGGCCUAGACAACGAGCCAAGCGGGUCUGACCAGGGCGGAGAGACCGGUAAGAGAGGAGUCCAAGGUGACCUUUUGCCGAACGUGCUCACGGCUCUACACACUAACAUGGAAGUCAUCCGAGCCAUCCUCAGCACCUCACAAGAGUACGACUUGGCCUUGUAUUCGAAGACAUCCUCCACUCCACCCCAAAUCCCCAUGACAUACGACUUUCAAGACACUCUCCAUUACAUCAUUAACCUGUUUGCGGCUCACGCCGACGCUGCCAGCAUCAAGUUCGCCAUUCCUAUCUUGAAAGCUGUUCAGGCCAAGGAUAUGCUCGAUAUGGAAGAUGUCGGGCAAUUGUAUCAGGCUUUAGGGCGUCUGGAGGCCGAAUAUGAGGCUUUCGAUUUGGCGGAUGAGUGGAAAGGCUUUGUAUGGGACGACGCAAUAGUAGAACUUGGGUCACAGCCGUACAGUCGGUUGAAUUAUCAGCUGUACCGGCAGACGCUAUCUCUCGAAGCCCUUAAAUCCCUUCUGGAACAUCCCACUUUCCUCCGCGACCAUCCCUCGUUCCUUAUCUAUGCUCCAGCUUACCUUACCGCACAAGACUUGUGGCUCAAAGACGUCAAUUGACGGAUCCAAUUCGACGACGGCGAGGGUCCGGAUGAGGUGAUCUCGCGAUUGAUGGAGAAAUUGGCGCAGGCCAAUCCCGGGCAUCUUAUUACUCUCCAUCUCCCGCCAAGUGGAUGUACAGUGGCGUCAGAGCUGUCUCGAUUACGCUCGCAGUGAGCAAGUACUAGAUAUCUGGAAAGACCUUUGCAUUCGACUAUCGGAGUGUUGCAUGCACAGUAUCGAUCACUUUUUCAUUCCUCAUACACCAUACUCAGACCCCUUCUAUCUUCAUCACCUUGAACCCCUCCAUUCCCCGAGUGUACCACCAUCGAGCGGAGUAUGAUAGUCCAAGACGUGGGAGAAGGUUGAGGUGCGAGAAGAGAAGGUCCGGGCUCGAGAGAACGCUCGAAGGUGGGGCGACACCUGCCCGGGAGACUAUGGAGAAAGGAUCGGCGAGCGAGUAGGGAAUUGUGACCAGUGGAAGUGGUCAAGUUGAUCAGAGUAGACUGGGAAGGCGGGGGGCGUUGCUCUUCGGGCUUGGUACAAAGGAGAUGUAGAUGAUAGGACUGCAUGAUGCAUGAACGGAGGUCAUGGGUGGUACUGGCGUGACAUCUCAGAGGGUCAUCGGCGUCGCCUAAGGGAUUCCGAGGAUAGGGUUUGGUGAUGGAUAGCGGGGAGGUUGGACGUUCCGCGCGAAUGCCAACGCCGAGGUAGCGGGUGGACGCUCAACUUUGAAUUUUCGCAAGACGUUGAAUGCAUGACAUGCAAAUACGAG